This is a messenger RNA of Aspergillus niger, 1629 nucleotides long. RefSeq lists its product as hypothetical. The record is from RefSeq and is a predicted model, not a curated record. Lineage: Eukaryota; Fungi; Ascomycota; Eurotiomycetes; Eurotiales; Aspergillaceae. The transcript has 7 exons. Bases 1 to 1629 code for a protein of 542 amino acids.
AUGGACUAUAUAGCACCAUCACUGAUCUCACAAUUGUCCAGCAUUCUUCAAAAUCCAUCUUUCCCAGCACAUCUUCAGUCAGCCGUACAUGCUGUCUGGCACAGCCAGGAUAGCAGGCAGAAGAGUGCAAGUGAGGAAAAUGGCUACCCACAGCUCCACCUUCGAAUUGAAGCAUCAAUAGUCACUGACGUGACGACGUCUAAACAGACAAGUGAUUUAGUCUUGGGAUACAUUGAUCUUCGAAGUGGGCAGGCAGUGCCGUUGCCACCCACACCCGUUUCAACGCCUGACUCUACAAUUAAUACAGAAUAUGCUACCAUCAGCACCGACUCGAACGGCGGCCGUGAUAAUAGCACUGCUCAGAGCCAUCCUCACAAGCGGCGCAAGACCGUAAGCGCGCUUCGACCAGCAAAGGCGACAACCAUUCAGCCAGAUGAGUCAAGAGAUCAUGAAUACGAAAGCUUAGAUUUGGAAGCCGCUGCCGAUUCUAGUGGAACCAAGCCAUCUGUACGACAGGUCCACAGUGACACCCGGUUUCCGCAACGGAAGAACCCACGGCAGGAGUAUUCAUUACCUGUGCUGGAACCGACUUCAGCCGACAAGCUUAUAGCAGGAAUAUGGCGACAACUACAUUCACCUGUGAAACUUAGCCGACUUCCCUCGAUCAUACAAUCAAACACGGAUAUCCGCACUGGUGUUAGUCUCGAGGUAUCCCGUGAGAUAAAUACAUUAUGCCUGAAAUACUACAAUCAAAGCCAGUCCUCUCGUGCUCUGGAAAUGAUCGUCCAAGCAUACUGGAUAGAAUGUUUCGAAGCACGCGUUGCCGUCGUUCGACUAGAGAAGCCUCAUCUUUCGACAACAGAUGCGCGAAUGAUGGUUCUUAAGGAGGCUUGCGUGGUUCUAAACUGGAAGGAAAAGGAUCUCCGUAAUCGAAUGGCAAUCUGGCGCGGUUACAAAGAAAUCAAAGAUACAGGCGGUUGGGCCUGCCUGAUAUUCGCCAGUACUGGCAUCUACCGAUUCUGCAAAUAUCGCACAGAAUUCGGCGAGGGACUAUUUACCCGUCUACGGCAUCUCCAAUCCAGCUUCGAGGUAGCAGCUGAUACUCUUCACCCGGGAUGGAGGGACCUCCUACAGGUCAUUAGACAGAAUACGUCGUGUGUCUAUCAUGGCCAUCCGCAUGAGUGGGUUAAUAUGUCGGAGGGUGCUGCUGUCCCCCUAGCUUCGACAUACGAGCAUCUUGACCUUCCUCAGGGAUUGCAGUACCAGUUCAUUGAAGAGUGUGUGCUAGACCGUACUCAUUUUGGAACACAUGAUCCACGUCGGGUACCAGAACUAGACCCCGAUCUGUGUCUCGUAUGCAAGGAAAGACAGUCGGACGAGAUUCAGAAGAACCAGUGCCUGUGUUUCCCGGCGUUAUUCGGUGGCGUUCGUCAUCCGGUGCCAGUUCAGGUCUUUCGCACGUCGACUGGCAAGAAUAAUGGCGUUAUUGCGCGCUGUGUGGUUCGCGCGGUCGAGCAUACCAAAUAUAUCAGGGGCAGAUGGGCAAUUUCACCCGAUUUAUCAACCACUCCUGUCGGCCGAACAGCCAGUUCCAACGGUUCUACUGGCGGGGCAUGGAGCGCAUUAUAG